AUGACUGUUUCUCCUAACAUUGCAGAACAAGCAUAUCUUGAUUUAUGUAAAAAAAUUAUUGAUGAAGGUGAACAUCGUCCUGAUAGAACUGGUACAGGUACAAAAUCACUCUUUGCUCCACCACAGUUAAGAUUUGAUUUAUCAAAUGAUACCUUUCCUUUAUUAACCACUAAAAAGGUUUUUUCAAAAGGGAUUAUUCAUGAAUUAUUAUGGUUUGUUGCUGGGUCUACUGAUGCUAAAAUAUUAAGCGAAAAGGGAGUGAAAAUCUGGGAAGGCAAUGGAUCUCGUGAGUUUUUAGACAAAUUAGGAUUGACUCAUCGUCGUGAAGGGGAUUUGGGACCAGUUUAUGGUUUCCAAUGGAGACAUUUUGGUGCAGAAUAUAAAGAUUGUGAUUCUGAUUAUAGUGGCCAAGGAUUUGAUCAGUUACAAGAUGUUAUUAAAAAAUUGAAAACAAAUCCUUAUGAUAGAAGAAUUAUCAUGUCUGCUUGGAAUCCACCAGAUUUUGCUAAAAUGGCAUUACCUCCAUGUCAUGUAUUUUGUCAAUUUUAUGUGAACUUCCCUACAUCUCAACCAGACUCAAAUAAUCCCAAACAAGCUAAAACCGCCAAACCAAAAUUAUCUUGUUUAUUGUAUCAAAGAUCUUGUGAUAUGGGGUUAGGUGUACCAUUUAAUAUUGCAUCCUACGCGUUGUUAACUAAGAUGAUUGCACAUGUGGUGGAUAUGGACUGUGGCGAAUUCAUUCAUACUUUAGGUGAUGCACAUGUCUAUUUGGAUCAUAUAGAUGCCUUGAAGGAACAAUUUGAAAGAAUUCCAAAACAAUUUCCUAAAUUGGUUAUCAAAGAGGAAAGAAAAGCAGAAAUUAAAUCCAUUGAUGACUUUAAAUUUGAGGAUUUCGAAAUAAUUGGAUACGAACCAUAUCCACCUAUAAAAAUGAAAAUGAGUGUGUGA
This is a messenger RNA of Candida dubliniensis CD36, 948 nucleotides long. RefSeq names its product thymidylate synthase (gene CDC21). NCBI's taxonomy places the organism in Eukaryota, Fungi, Ascomycota, Pichiomycetes, Serinales, Debaryomycetaceae. Bases 1 to 948 code for a protein of 315 amino acids. The transcript has a single exon. Gene Ontology annotation, molecular function: thymidylate synthase activity. Gene Ontology annotation, biological process: dTMP biosynthetic process. The record is from RefSeq and is a predicted model, not a curated record. Gene Ontology annotation, cellular component: cytosol; mitochondrion.